Messenger RNA from Rhipicephalus microplus (southern cattle tick), 5840 nucleotides. RefSeq names its product oxoglutarate dehydrogenase Nc73EF (gene Ogdh). Gene Ontology annotation, cellular component: oxoglutarate dehydrogenase complex; mitochondrion. The record is from RefSeq and is a predicted model, not a curated record. Gene Ontology annotation, biological process: tricarboxylic acid cycle. Gene Ontology annotation, molecular function: oxoglutarate dehydrogenase (succinyl-transferring) activity; thiamine pyrophosphate binding. Lineage: Eukaryota; Metazoa; Arthropoda; Arachnida; Ixodida; Ixodidae.
GGCAGCAGUAGCGGUUCACUGUGCUCUCUGCACCAAGAGGUGUGUGCGCGGAUUUUCAUCCGUGUCCUCUGGUUAGGGGUUUGUGGUCCAUUCAUUCAUUUGUCGACGAUGGAUCGAGCGAGGACCCUGACCGCGUCAUUGACGCCGUUUGUGCGUUCCCUGCUGUCCGAAAGGUGUGGUGCCGCGCGUCAGGCGAGCACCGGCCACUUCGGCGUUCACCUGCUCAAGGUGCCCGCGCGGGGUUGUGCGACCCGCGUCGCAGCCGAGCCGUUCCUCAACGGCAGCUCGUCCGUGUACGUCGAGGAGAUGUACCGAGCCUGGACCAAGGACCCAAACUCCGUGCACAAGUCAUGGGAUGUCUUUUUCCGGGCUGUCUCGUCCGGGCUAGGGCCCGGCGAGGCCUACAGCUCUCCCCCUACUCUGUCUACAGCCAUGUCAACUGUGGCCAUGCCUCGAGUAGCUCCAGCGGCAGCGACGGCACCUGCACCUUCCAAACUUCCGAGCACACAGGCGGCACCGAGGGACAUCGAUGAUCACCUUUCAGUUCAAGCGAUCAUUCGGUCCUAUCAGGUGAGGGGACACCUGGCUGCAUCUCUCGACCCUCUCGGAAUCGUCAACCCCAGCGUACACUCCUUAAAUCGAGAGCAGCUGCAUUCGCCCGAGGUGGUGCUUCGAAAUUACAAGCUAGAGGAGAAAGACAUGGAUCGUCUGUUCAAGCUUCCUGCAACCACAUUCAUCGGUGGCGAGGAGAGCACCCUGCCUCUGCGGGAGAUAUUGCGGCGAUUAGAGAACGUGUACUGCACAAGUAUUGGGGUGGAAUACAUGUUCAUCAAUGACCUUGACCAGUGCAACUGGAUCAGGGAGAAGUUUGAGUCGCCUGGUGUCAUGCGACUUACCAAAGAGCGCAAGCGCCUGCUGCUGUCACGUGUUGUUCGAUCCACCAAAUUCGAGGAGUUCCUGGCCAAAAAGUGGGUUUCAGAGAAGCGGUUCGGAUUGGAAGGUUGCGAGGUGCUCAUCCCGGCGAUGAAAACCAUCAUUGACCGGUCGAGUGAGCUUGGCAUCGAAAGUAUAGUAAUGGGUAUGCCUCACAGGGGUCGUCUUAAUGUCCUAGCCAAUGUUUGCCGCAAGCCUCUUGAACAGAUCUUCACCCAAUUCAGUGGACUGGAGCCCGCUGACGAGGGCUCUGGUGAUGUGAAGUACCACCUUGGAAUGAGCCAUGAACGUCUGAACCGAGUGUCCAACCGAAACAUCAAACUUGCUGUCUGUGCCAACCCUUCGCAUCUGGAAGGUGUGGAUCCAGUGGUCCAAGGCAAGACUCGAGCCGAGCAGUUCUACCGCGGUGACACUCAGGGCAAGAAGGUGAUGAGCAUCCUUUUGCAUGGAGAUGCAGCUUUUGCGGGCCAGGGAGUGGUCUAUGAGACUUUUCACUUGAGUGAUCUGCCUGACUACUCUACCCACGGCACCAUCCACAUUGUUGUCAACAACCAGAUUGGCUUCACCACUGAUCCCCGAGUGGCACGUUCUUCUCCCUACUGCACGGAUGUUGCCCGUGUGGUCAAUGCGCCCAUCUUUCAUGUGAAUGCUGAUGAUCCUGAAGCUGUCGUGCAUGUGUCAACAGUGGCUGCCGAGUGGCGCAGCCGCUAUGGAAAGGAUUGCGUCAUCGACCUGGUGGGCUACCGACGCAAUGGCCACAACGAAGUGGAUGAGCCCAUGUUUACACAGCCACUCAUGUACACCAAAAUCCGCAAGCAAGCAACCCUCCUCGACAUUUACUCACGCAAAUUAGUCGAUGAAGGCGUUGUCUCUGAAAAGGAGAUUGAGGAGGAAAAGGAGAGGUACGAAAGCAUCCUGUCCGAGGCUUACAAAAAUGCUGAGAAAGAGGACAAGUCAUACAACAGGGACUGGCUCGAUUCGCCCUGGAGUGGGUUCUUCGGGGAUCGUGAUCCCAUCAAGUGUGACCCAACUGGUGUGCCCGAAGACAUCCUGCAACACGUAGGCAUUGCGUUCAGCUCACCCCCGCCGGGCAACUUCAAGAUCCACCCGGGCCUGCGACGUAUCCUCAAGGCACGUCUCGAGAUGGUGGAGCAGAAGACUGCUGACUGGGCCCUUGGCGAAGCCAUGGCCUUUGGCUCCCUGCUUAAGGAGGGCAUCCACGUGCGCCUCAGUGGACAGGAUGUUGAACGGGGCACAUUCAGUCACCGCCAUCAUGUGCUGCACCAUCAGACGAUCGACAAGACGACCUACCGACCCCUGUGUCACCUUUGGCCAGACCAGGCACCUUACACUGUCUGCAACAGCUCUCUAUCAGAGUAUGGCGUACUUGGUUUUGAGCUGGGUUUCUCUAUGACGAACCCCAAUGCACUGGUGAUGUGGGAGGCCCAGUUUGGAGACUUCAUGAACACCGCCCAGUGUAUCAUCGACCAGUUCAUCAGCAGCGGGCAGGCCAAGUGGGUCAGGCAGAGUGGCCUUGUCAUGCUUCUGCCUCACGGCAUGGAGGGCAUGGGCCCCGAGCACUCAAGCGGCAGGCCAGAACGUUUCCUCCAGCUUUGCAGUGAGGAACCUGAUGUCUUUCCUACAAUUGAUGAGGACUUUGCCAUGCGUCAGCUCAACGAAACCAACAUGAUUGUUGCCAACUGCACAACACCCGCCAACUACUUCCAUGUAUUGCGGAGGCAGAUUGCCUUACCAUUCAGGAAGCCACUCAUCCUUUUCACACCAAAGUCACUUCUCCGGCAUCCGGAGGCCAAAUCGCACUUCAGUGAAAUGACUGAAGGUACAUCAUUCCUACGGCUGAUCCCAGAUAAUGGCCCAGCCAAGGACAACGCAUCAGCUGUGCGCCGCCUCCUCUUUUGCUCGGGAAAGGUGUACUAUGAGCUCACUAAAGAACGCAGAUCACGCAAUCUCGACUCUGAAGUGGCUAUCACACGCGUCGAGCAGCUCUGCCCAUUUCCAUUCGACCUGGUGAAACAGGAGAUCGACCGGUAUCCCAACGCCGAGAUCUUCUGGGUUCAGGAGGAACACAAGAAUCAAGGCUUCUGGUCCUUUGUGCAGCCACGGCUUCAGACUGUGGUUGCUCAUCAGAAAGCCAUCCAGUAUGUUGGCCGUGCUGUCUCUCCAUCAACGGCGACGGGCAGCAAGCAUGUGCACAAGAAAGAGUGUGAGAGGCUCCUCAGUGACAGUUUGGCUUGAGCGUAUUGUCUUAUUUGAAAUUGGGUCAGAAGACGGAGCAGAAGCUUUACAUCUAAAACCAAACCAAGACAUAGAGUUGAACGACGGAUUUACUAUUGUCUGCCCACUCUUUUGUAAUUAAAGCCUGCACCUUGCAUUUCUAGAAUAUUGGCCUUUCAUGUUGCUUCAGAUUGCACAGAUGGCACCAGCACGUCUUGGCAAUCACAGGGGUUUUUGCUAGCUCUGCACUGCGCGCUAUAAAGUAGAUCUGAUAUCCUAAACAGCUAAGCCUACUGUGCAGCUGAACCCUUGUGUACUGUUCCAACAGUUUAGCUUCAUUUUAUUUACUUUCAGAUGCUUGAUAGGAGUGUUUUUCAGGAGCAAGGUAUAAGAUGAAAACAGCAGUCUUAUUUAAUGUUGUGUUAACAUUGUUUUGUAUUGUUUUUCAUUGUGCUUCUUUGUUCUGCAGUCUCUUGUCAUGCUAACUUGUCCCUUCGACACAAGUGCAUUGUCACAGCUCCAGUGGAAAUCUAACAUGCCUACAGUUCGUACACAACGUUAUGCACAACUUUUGAAAACGAAGCAUUGACACAUGCUUCGGCCGGAUGUUGUUGCUGGCUUACAUUGGUGUAUGGUGGUGCCUUUGUUAUGCAGCAAAUGUGUUUCUUCCGACUGCGCUGUUAUGUGUGAUCCUGAAUUCAUUGCCUGCAAACAAUUUUGUUUUUGUUAGCAUAUGAAUAUUUGAAAUUUAGAAGAUAAGCUUAUUAGACCAAGCUUUUUUUGUUCACGUUUCAUAGGAUAAUUUGCAAUUUGAAUGAAUAAUCAAAUAUUCAUUUCUUUUGAUUAUGUAUAUGAAAAACCAACACCUAUCAGUGUCUCGAAGAAUGAAAAAUAAUUUUGUUGUAAUUUGUAAAAACUUUAUGUGGUUGUAAUGCACAAAAAGAGGUCCCGAAGUCAGACUGCAAUGGGACCUCCUUUUCACUAGAAGAAUGUAUGCAAAUACUAUUUCAAAUGGUUCUUUUCCAAGACUGCAGUGAUUGUUGCACAGUGCACAGUUUCUUAGCAAAUGCACAUGGCUUUUAACUACUGCUGUAUAAUAUCCAGUCAUUUCAUAAGAAUGGCUUGCUUUUAGGCAUGUAGCCUGUAUUCGAAUUAGUUCUUAUUAUUGCCACGUUUAUUAAAUGUAGUGCUGUAGUACCGCACUUUUUUUAAGCAAAUGUUGUUGUACAUACAUCUCCCUACGUAUUUCAGUAACGCUAUUGCUAUGUUGUGCCAGAUAAUAUGAAGCGGUUACUUGUCAUUGACAAACUUCCGGAUAAUUUGGGUGUGUAAUUGUAAAUGAUAUUAUACAUACAUGUGUUAGAGUACUGUGCACUGUUUUGAAAUAUAUUCACAGUAUGAAUGCAAGGUACGUACGAGCUUAUACAAUGUUCACUGGACUACUUGCCCCUUUAUUUUGGUCAUGACUGAAGGCUGCAUUGCAAGGUUGCGAAGGUCAGACAGAAAGUGCUCACAGAAGAGAAAAUACUUUGUUAGUGCUAGAAGCACAGCUCUUGCAUUGAAAGGAUAAGCCAGUGAUUAGACUUUCUCUGAUUCUCUAUGUAGUUGAAGGAAGAGCAAAUAUAUACUGGACUCUGCUAAAGUGUAAUAAUAACGCUUGUUCGUUGCAGUUAAAGUCGUUACGGAAGGUCUUUGUGAGAUUGUGUCGAGGAAAGUUUUUGCCACUGUUUUUGUACGACAAUAUAUAAGCCUUGUUGUACAUAUUUAAAUGCGCAGGAAAACAAUGUGGCCCUACACACAACUGUGUUAAACAUUCGGUGCUGGAGUACAGCGGGCUUUUUAUGCUGAUAAUGGUGUUGUUAUAAUCAUGGUAGCUCUUUUGUUUGAUUCAUUAUCAGAGUGUGACUUGCCCUUUUUAAUAAUUUCAUCAAAUUAUGUAUGUAAAUCAGAUGUCUAGAAGCUAAAAGGAAUUAGCAGUUUUUGCACACUUAUGUCAUUGCUGAAAUUGUGCAACUCUGCCUAAAUCACAGUAAAGCCAGUGGUUCAGUGACGCGUGGUCACUUCUUAGUGAUUUCAGACUUUAAUGAUGUUUGACUUGAAAUUGUCAUCGCAUCAGUACCUUGAUGUCUUGUGCUUUAAAAAAUGUCUUUGCUGUACUGUUGUGCAUUGAGUUUCUGGCUGCAUGCGGAACUGCAUGCGGUACUGCAGAGCACUGAAGCAACAUUGAAUGACUGUGUAUUAAAAGGUGCGAUUUCACUUGUCCUUAAUUAUGUCUUGUCCCACUGUUACCUUAGCAUGUCAAGCACUGUUGACUGCAAUUAGUUUUGACUUUGUAUUUGUCACAAUGUAUGCAUCGUUAUUUAAGCCGUUAUUUUCCGUUGUGUAAUGUCCUCAAUCUUUUUUUUUUUGCUUUUUGUUGUAAUAGAAAUUGCAUUUUUGCAUGUCACAGCUUUGUCCCGUCUGUGUUUUAGCAAGGGUACAACUGUUGGAAGGUGCAGCUAAUCUUAUUCAAACUGCUGCUUUCUUUCGUAUUGAAAAUUGUGGCCCUCGUGGUCUCAUCUCCAGGCUCUUGUGCACAAAGCCGCAUUUUCGAAACUAGGCAACCUUUUAGUACUCCGUUAUCGCUUUGAAGUUGGCCAUUGUGUUCCUGGAGUAAAAGUGUUUACCUUCAA